UUACAUUGGCAUUAUUUACUAUUUUUGGGGUUUAAUAUCAAUUAUCAAAGUCCAAUGAUUCAAGAAAUCAUAAUGCCCACCUCCGAAACUUCAUCCUCAUCAUCAACUGAUCACCAUCUCACUUCACCAACAUCAAUCCAAUUGGUGUCCAAAUCUGUGUCCCGGAGGCUGCUCGCCAAGUUCUACGACGCCUCACAAUUCGACUUUGAUUACUCACAGAGUGGGCUGUGGUCUCCUCCUCUCCAGAGAAGCGUGUUUCUGACUUCUCCAGGAAAGAUUUGCUCCGACAACGACAUGGCCGCCAAGCUAAGAGAAGCUCUCCAAACCCAUACGGCCAGAAGAAGAUCCUGCUUCUCGUUUAACGCUUGCUUGUGUUCACCAAAGAGAUUUUGAAGGGCUGCAGCUAGCUACACUAGGAAAUACUAUACGUAUAAUUAAUACUUGUUUGUUUUCUACAUAUAGAAGUGUAUACGAGAUGUACGUUUAU
This is a messenger RNA of Sesamum indicum (sesame), 487 nucleotides long. The record is from RefSeq and is a predicted model, not a curated record. NCBI's taxonomy places the organism in Eukaryota, Viridiplantae, Streptophyta, Magnoliopsida, Lamiales, Pedaliaceae.